GGCGACUGGGUUGUUUUGAUUGUUGAUCAUCUGCGUGAUGUUUUCGUGUUUGACUGAUUUAUUUGCUCAUCACUGAAAAUGGUGGUUUAGUUUGAAAGUAGACACAUUCACUGUACUGGUAUCUGCUUUCACUAAGAAUACUUACCUGAUAACAGUGUUCUACAUCUACAUAUUGAUGUCGUAAAACUAUACCUGCUACUGGCUACUUACCCAGUGAAGUAACUCAUUUUCCAACUAUGGAUGAUGCUCAUGGUCACAGUCACGAUGAGAAUGGGGCCUGCUGCAGCAGUGAGGGUCAGGCGGCCUAUUCUUCAGUCACUCAAACCCUGGAGGAGAUGGAGUUUGAAAGAGGCAUUUGGACUGCAGCUAUGAGUGGGGACGUGGAGGAAGUUAGGAAGUAUUUAGACAAAGAUGGUGACCCAAAUGUACAAGACUCCUCAGGAUAUACAGCAUUGCAUUAUGCUAGCCGGAAUGGUCACGAAGAAAUCUGUAGACUCCUCCUGGAUAAAGGUGCCGAUCCCAAUCUGCAGACCAAGUCAGGAGUUACACCGCUGCAUAGAGCAGUAUACUGUUGCCAUGUUACUAUAGUCAAAUUAUUGCUGAACAACAGAGCUGAUCCAACUAUAACAGAUGACGAUGGAAAAAGUCCAUUGCACAAGGCAGCUGAGAAAGGAGACUAUGUAAUAAGUCAGAUGUUGGUUUCUGUCAAUACAGCGGUUGGAGAGGCCAUCAAAGACAUCAUAGAUUAUAAAGACAACAUGGCAAGUGGAUUACGUACCAGAUGAAAACCAGCAGCUUAAGGAAUUUCUCAGACCCAGCUCUAGAUAGGUUAAUUCAAUGGCAUUGUUCGUAUCAAGUUGUGCGUUCUUUUUUCUC
Molecule: messenger RNA, 876 nt
Organism: Saccoglossus kowalevskii
Lineage: Eukaryota; Metazoa; Hemichordata; Enteropneusta; Harrimaniidae
Molecular function (GO): protein binding
Source: RefSeq, a predicted model, not a curated record